GCGCUUUCCGGGAGCAAGAUCUUGGCAAGCUCUCCACGUCUUCGCAAUGACAACCAUCGAGCAUGAGGUCACUUCCACGGUUGAAGGGUCUAGCAGCAUUUCCUUGCCUUCCUGGACUAUUUCUGCUAUGCUGCGUCCAAUUUCAAAUGCUCAAGAGCUCAGUGUCAUCCAGGAUUCCCUCAAUGGAUUGCCGAUGCCUGAGAUGCUCUUUGGAACCAAUUCCCUAGUCAUCUCCAACAAGAUUAUGACAUUUGAAUACACUUUCAAUGCUCUGGGAGCUCUUGGGCCUGUGAAGUUGGGUGAGCUUGAACAUGGGGACGGCGGCGUUAAGGUCGGCUAUGCCAAGGAAUGGCUACAGAGCCGGACAGGCUCUGCGUCGGCAAACCCAAUGCCCCCGACUGUGCAAGCUAAGCCAUUUGAUUGGACGUUUACGACAACAUAUCCUGGACAUAUCUCAAAAGGCGAGUUCAAAUUUAAUCCAGGCGACCCCGAGAACGUUUUGCAUCGGAUCCCUACUGAGGAACUCUCGAGACCAGACCCAAUUCUCUUCUACUCCGAAAUCCCUCUCUUUGAGGAUGAGCUCCACGAUAACGGAUGUGCUUUCCUUCUGACACGCGUCCGCGUAAUGCCAACUUCAUUCUUUAUCCUGUCGAGGUUCUUCCUUCGCGUCGACGGAGUCUUAUUCAGACUGUUCGAUACCAGGAUAUAUCAUUCCUUUGCUUCUAGCCCUCCGAUCAUUGUGCGAGAGACAAAUGGAUGGGAAGCUCCUUAUGCUAGUGUCAAGCAGUUCCUACCGACACCGGACCUUUCUCCUCUGAAUGAUCCGAACUUCGUUGCAAAAGUAAUAACCUCGAUGCCAAAAUCAAAGACCCAGGAUCCCCGCCUACCUGGCCUAUCUGGCUGGAGGGCGUUAGGAACUACACUCGAAGUUUGCUACCUAGACCGUGAUCCCCUACAACAUUCUUGAUUCUGUCCAGGCAAAGAAAGAGGAUAAAUAAAGCUUUUUUGUACAGAGUUGUUACAGUACAAACACAGAGGAAACCCAGUCCGGGUAUCCCAAAUAAAGGGCAGGAUACAAGAACUCGAAGUUAGGAGAGAUUACCAUGAUCGCUCUAUCUAAUGGAGAGCCCAUAGAUAAAUGCUUGUCCCAAGUCCAUAACAAAGCUCCUUGUAAGGCACGAAUCUGGUAGUGGUAUCCGGAAUGUUGAAUAGUGCGUCAAGUCAACACGCUUUUUUUAAUUCUCGCUAGGAGAGAGUGAACGAGGAGUGCCAAGCUGGACGACGACAGUCGGGGGUUCUCCUGCCACAGACGUUGGCACGGCACUUGCACCUGCAGGACGAUCACU
Molecule: messenger RNA, 1346 nt
Organism: Cantharellus anzutake
Lineage: Eukaryota; Fungi; Basidiomycota; Agaricomycetes; Cantharellales; Hydnaceae
Product: TIP41-like family-domain-containing protein
Exons: 5
Coding region: 47-967 (306 amino acids)
Biological process (GO): TOR signaling
Cellular component (GO): cytosol
Source: RefSeq, a predicted model, not a curated record